Messenger RNA from Xenopus laevis (African clawed frog), 862 nucleotides. It is a transcript of the gene atp6v1g1.S, whose product is annotated as ATPase, H+ transporting, lysosomal 13kDa, V1 subunit G1 S homeolog. The record is from RefSeq and is marked provisional. Gene Ontology annotation, biological process: synaptic vesicle lumen acidification; proton transmembrane transport. Gene Ontology annotation, cellular component: synaptic vesicle membrane; vacuolar proton-transporting V-type ATPase complex; vacuolar proton-transporting V-type ATPase, V1 domain. The coding region runs from base 41 to 397 and encodes 118 amino acids. Lineage: Eukaryota; Metazoa; Chordata; Amphibia; Anura; Pipidae. Gene Ontology annotation, molecular function: ATP hydrolysis activity; proton-transporting ATPase activity, rotational mechanism. The transcript has 3 exons.
GCGAAGGUUUUGUAGUGCGGGCUAAGAGCGGAGGGCUAACAUGGCGAGUCAGUCAGCCGGAAUCCAGCAGCUGCUGCAGGCUGAAAAGAGAGCGGCUGAGCGAGUGGCGGAAGCGCGGAAAAGAAAGAACAAACGCCUGAAACAGGCCAAAGAAGAGGCUCAAGCUGAGAUCGAGCAGUACCGUUUGCAGCGAGACAAAGAAUUCAAAGCCAAAGAGUCUGCUGCUCUCGGCUCUCAUGGCAGCUGCUCAGAAGAGGUGGAAAAAGAGACCUCUGAGAAGAUGUCCAUUAUCCAGCAGAAUUAUGCAAAGAACAGGGAGAAUGUUCUGGAGAACCUGCUUUCCUUUGUGUGUGAUAUCAAGCCAGAAAUCCAUGUGAACUACCGUGUGAAUGGCUAAAAGCAGUAGCAGCAGAGUGUCAGCUCAAGGGCUUUCUUCCCCUUUCCUCUUUUGUUUGUUUUGCCUCAUGUUAUUUAUUGUGCUCUUAGGCACUGAUACCUGUCAUUUUCUCAGAGGUUAAAUUUACCCAGUAUGCAAAUGUUCCUAAUUGGGGAGUGACCACUGAACAUUGUCUCUCACUGUAAUUCCCUGCGUGGGAAGCUGGUUAUACAAUAAGCCAUAUUAGAAGGGCUAAUCUUUGCAAAAAAGAAGAGACUUUCCAGUUCAUUAUGUCAAAGGGGAUGUGAAAGAGAGUUGGGUUGUACUUGGAUUUCCUGUUAGCUUGAGGAAGAAGGGCAUGGGGGCCUGUGUUUUAGUUAGAGUAUUCACUCUUAGGAGAACAGUUUGUACCCGUUUGUACUUCCAUCUUCUUUCCAGUAGUUUCAUUUCUUUCACCUGCUGAAUUAAAACAUUUUGCACUCUUUU